Penicillium lagena is the source of this 864-nucleotide messenger RNA. It is a transcript of the gene horA, whose product is annotated as ubiquinone biosynthesis protein COQ11. Bases 1 to 864 code for a protein of 287 amino acids. Gene Ontology annotation, cellular component: mitochondrion. Gene Ontology annotation, molecular function: protein-containing complex binding. NCBI's taxonomy places the organism in Eukaryota, Fungi, Ascomycota, Eurotiomycetes, Eurotiales, Aspergillaceae. The transcript is spliced from 4 exons. The record is from RefSeq and is a predicted model, not a curated record.
AUGGCUGCCAAACGAUUGGUCGUUGCAGGAGGGAGUGGUUUCUUGGGGUCUCGGAUCUGUAAAUCGGCAGCAGCAAGAGGCUGGUCGGUAACCUCAUUAAGUCGAUCCGGCGAACCCCGAUGGGACACUGUUACAGAUUCGCGCGAACGUCCGAGCUGGGCUAGCUCAGUCGAGUGGGCAAGGGCCGAUAUGUUGAAGCCCGAAAGCUAUAAACCAUUCUUGAACGGCGCCUCUGCUGUCGUUCAUACCAUGGGAAUCCUUUUGGAGGCAGAUUACAAGGGUGUGGUGCAAGGGAGGGAGCCGGUCGUGAGCGGCCUGCAGCGAGCCUUCAGCUCAUCGAAGUUGGGGAGCCAAAACCCACUCUUAAGGACUGAGGGCGAGGAGCUACAGCCAAAAGAAAAAGACGGGCAAUUGACCUAUGAAUUGAUGAACAGGGAUUCCGCUAUUGCGCUGGCCCAGGAAUCGUCGAACGAACAUGUUCCCACCUUCGUCUACAUCUCUGCCGCCGCCGGGGCACCGAUACUGCCGGCCAGGUAUAUCACGACCAAAAGAGAAGCGGAACAAACCAUCGCUUCCAAGCUUCCCGAACUCCGAAGCAUCUUCAUCCGUCCCAGUUUCAUGUAUGACUCUAGCCGCAAAUUCACACUGCCAAUCGCACUAGGUGGCUUUGUUGCUUCUGAGGUCAAUGCCUUGCUCGGGAACAAGCUUGGAUUCCUAGGGGCCAUGGCCGAGAAACCUCUCAAAGUCGAUGUGGUGGGUGAUGCGGUGGUCGAGGCAUUGGAGGAUGAGUCCACCAAGGGAGCAGUGGGAACAAAACAGAUCGAGGCGCUGGCCACAAAGGCCUGGAGGAAGUCAAUGCUUUAG